Messenger RNA from Thelazia callipaeda (thelaziosis nematode), 1122 nucleotides. The record is from the annotation of a GenBank genome assembly. Lineage: Eukaryota; Metazoa; Nematoda; Chromadorea; Rhabditida; Thelaziidae.
AUGUUGUUUUCGGUUGCUACCAGGGAUGACAUUUUGGCAGAAAGAGUUAAUGGUAAACAACUGAUAACUUUAAAUCGGCCAAAAGCUCUAAAUACAUUAAAUUUAAGCAUGGUGCGCAAGCUGUAUCCAAUACUAAAAAACUGCAAUGAUGACCCAGACGUUUUAUUCAUACUUAUUAAAGGAGCUGGUAAACAAGCAUUUUGUGCUGGUGGAGAUGUUGUUGCUAUAUCUCGUUCUGCUCAAGCUAGUAGUCCUUCUAAUACAGUGUACAGAGACUUUUUUCGUGAGGAAUACAUUAUGAAUCAUCUUAUUGGUACUUUAAAGGUGCCAUACAUUGCCAUAAUGGAUGGCAUCACUAUGGGAGGAGGUUGUGGCCUUUCAGUGCAUGGAAAGUAUAGAAUAGCGACAGAAAAUACAGUACUGUCAAUGCCAGAAGCUGCUAUCGGUCUUUUUCCUGAUGUUGGGGGUACACAUUUUUUGUCGCGACUGCCUUAUAGCUUGGGUCAGUUCAUGGCUUUAACAGGAUAUCGAGUGACGGGUGCUGAUGUAUAUCAUAUGGGCCUCGCAACUCAUUAUGUUCCUUCUAAAAGACUGGAAGACCUUGAGACUGAGUUGGUCAACACAGAUGUUAGAUUGUUUUCUUCCGAAAAAAUUGAUCGCAUUCUAAAUAAAUAUCAUGUCAGAGAGAAUGAAAUUCCCAAGUUUAGUCUAGUAAAGCGGCUUGCACAAAUAGAUUAUAUAUUUGGAGGAAGUACGAUAGAAUCGAUCUUCAAGAAACUGCGCAAUGAUACGGAUUCUUUUGGCAAGAAACAGUUCACUAUAUUGAAUAAAAUGAGCCCACUAUCGCUGAAAGUUAUUUGCCGGCAGUUGCAAAUUGGUUCGAAGAUGCAUUUUCCUGAAAUUUUUACCAUGGAAUAUCGUCUUUCACAGCGUUUCGUGCAGAACCACGACUUCCAUGAGGGUUGUAGAGCAAUUCUUAUCGAUAAAGAUCAUAAACCGCAGUGGAAACCGCCUAAUAUUGAAGAAGUUACGGAUGAUAUAGUCGACAAGUACUUCACGCCUCUAAUUGAAGAUGAUUUAAUCAUUACUGAUGCAUUUAAGGAUAGAAAAGUGACCUCAUAG